This is a messenger RNA of Trichosurus vulpecula (common brushtail), 2668 nucleotides long. RefSeq names its product CD47 molecule (gene CD47). The coding region runs from base 203 to 1168 and encodes 321 amino acids. The transcript is spliced from 11 exons. Gene Ontology annotation, biological process: positive regulation of cell-cell adhesion; positive regulation of phagocytosis; positive regulation of inflammatory response. Lineage: Eukaryota; Metazoa; Chordata; Mammalia; Diprotodontia; Phalangeridae. Gene Ontology annotation, cellular component: plasma membrane; extracellular exosome. The record is from RefSeq and is a predicted model, not a curated record. Gene Ontology annotation, molecular function: thrombospondin receptor activity.
CCAGCUGCGGGAGGGAAGCGGAGAGCGAGGAGCGCGCGCGCGGCGGCAGGAGCUACGGCGGAGGCAGGGGCGGCAGGGGCGGCAGGGGCAGCGCGGGGUCCUGCCGGAGACGGGCGGCGGCGUGUUUUUCCAGACACCUGAGGAGGAGGAGCAGAGGCGGGAGGCGCCGGGGAGGCUGCGGUGGUCGCGGCCGUGCGCGGAGAUGUGGCCGUUGGUAGCAGCGCUGCUGCUCGGUACCGUGUGCGGCGGUUCUGCACAGCUGACAUUUAAUUCAACCAGAUUUGUAGAAGAAACUAUUUGCAAUGAAACUGUCGUGCUUCCCUGCAUUGUUAACAAUCUAGAGAUAAGGAACAUUAAAGUCAUGUAUGUAAAAUGGAAACACAGAGGAAAAGAAAUUUUUACAUUUGAUGGAUAUCAAAGUAAGCACAAUGCCAGUGAUAAUUUUAGAAGUGCAACAAUUGCAUUUCCGCUCUUACUAGAAGGAAAUGCCUCUUUGCUAAUGAAAAAGAGUGAUGCUGUUCCUGGGAAUUACACUUGUGAAGUUACAGAAUCGAACAGAGAAGGAGAAACAACAGUGGAGCUAAAAUAUCACGUGGUUUCAUGGUUUUAUCCAAAAGAAAACAUUCUCAUCGUUAUCUUCCCGAUUUUGGCUAUACUGCUUUCCUGGGGUCAAUUUGGUAUUGUGACGCUUAAAUAUAAAUCCAACUGUACAAGUGAGAAAACUAUCGGAUUAAUUAUUGCUGGAUUAGCUCUCACUGUGGUAGUCAUUGUUGGGGCUGUUCUCUUUGUGCCAGGUGAAUAUUCAGUAAAGAAUGCUUCUGGACUUGGCUUAAUUGUAAUCCCUACUGUGACAUUAGUGCUACUCCAGUAUUGUGUAUUUAUGACAGCCUUUGGGAUGACCCUCUUUGCCAUUGGGAUAUUGAUUCUGCAGAUAUUGGGUUACAUACUUGCUAUAAUUGGACUAAGCCUAUGCAUCACAAAGUGUUCCCCUAUGCAGGGCCCUCUCAUGAUUUCAGGCUUGGGCAUCAUUGCCCUUGCGGAAUUGCUUGGUCUAGUUUACAUGAAAUUUGUGGCUUCCAAUCAGAAGACUAUACCACCAUCUAGGAAAGCUGUAGAGGAACCCCUUAAUGCGUUUAAAGAGUCAAAAGGAAUGAUGAAUGAUGAGUAAUUGAAAAGGAAUGAUGGACUCUGAUGUGGAGGAUAGUAGAUGUGAAUGGAAUAUACUUGUGCUCAAACACCAUGGCCUGGAUUCGCUUUCUGAAGAGAAGAAAAGGAGGAAAUUCACCGGUUUGCAUCACCCUUAAAUGAUUGCUACAGUUAAGUUUAUAUUCAAAACAGCUGUAAUUUAGUUAAUUAAAAAUUUAUAAAGAUGUAUAUUGUAUUGCCCAAUUGAGAACUAGUUUGGGGGGAAUCAUUUUGGUUUAUUGUUCAUAGGGACAAAGGUAGAGGUUGUACCUUUCCAGAAUGAUACCUUUAUCAAACCCCAUGUCUUUAUUUCCCGUAAUUUGUUGGGUUUCUAAAAACUGGUUAAAGGUAAAAUUGACCCUGUACCAGCUGGUGGCUGCUCCAAGGAGUCUAUGACACACGAAAAUCAAUAGUUUCCAUCUCACUUUGAAGGAUAGCAUUCCCAGGAGCACAUUUGGCAGGCAGUGUUUAUUGGGCCACAGAAUAUCUCUGCUACUUCUGGGUCAGGAGAAAUCGUUCAUUUAGGGUCAGGUCAAAAGUCCCUUGCAUCUUGCAUUGCUGCCUAGUGUUUGUCAUAUGUGGAUAGAGGCCUUCAUUCUGGAGAGGUUACCACUCUUGCAUCUUUGCUAAAUGUGAAAUGUAAUAGUCAAAAACUUCUCUAGAUUCUGGUUGUUAACUGAGGCCCUGCAGCUUAACCUUGUGAUUUUCUUGAUAUUUGUUUUUUGUUUUGCUUUGUCCCCACAACCUUUUAAAUCCUGUCUUGUCCUCCUGUUAAUUGCUCUGUCUUACAAGAUGUUGAGUCUUUCCUCUUCCUUGAAUCAGGUCCUGUGACAAACUCCUAUCAGGUUGCUGAAAGGGAUGGGUUUUGUUCCCAGAGCACCGCUUUCCAGUCUUAAUUUUUUGGCAAAAAUAACAUCAGCAUUCCCUUCCCCUAAACUGAGGGUAUUAUCCAGUGUUAUUUCACAUAUUUUUGGGUCUGGGGCAUGAAAAACCAAGAUGGAGAUUUGAGCUUUGUUCCCCUGCAUGGCAGUACAGCAUAGUUGCAUCACCAUCAGGCCAGCUCCUCCAGAGGGCCUUUUUUUUAACUACUGUCGUAUCUAUGUUGCAUGGAAAAACAACUCACCACCACCAUCCUCUCGUAUUCCCACCUCAACCUCUCCCUUCUCUAAAGACUAAAAAGUUAAAAAAAAAACAAACCACAAAACCUUUCCUACCCUGGUUUGAAGUUUAGCAUUAUGGCAGCUGUGAUUGCCUGUACUUUUAGAUUAUUAGCACUCGUUUUUACCUUGUUCAUGUGUCUGUGAGUGAGUGUGUGUCUGUCUGUCUGUGUGUUUGUGUGAUAGGCACAUGCUUGUUUCAUGUGGACAAUUGGGGUGAAAAGAGCAAAUACCAAUUUUUCUACUUUUAGUAGAAUUAUUUAAAACAAAGGUGUUUAUUAGAUAGAAUUGGUCAUUAAAGUAAUUUGGUUAUCAAAAAAAGUCAA